Leptosia nina is the source of this 615-nucleotide messenger RNA. NCBI's taxonomy places the organism in Eukaryota, Metazoa, Arthropoda, Insecta, Lepidoptera, Pieridae. The record is from the annotation of a GenBank genome assembly.
AUGAAUGAAAGUGAGAAGCCCUUUAAAUGCGAGUACGCUGGUUGCGAUCGACGCUUCGCCAAUUCCUCGGAUCGGAAAAAGCACUCACACGUCCACACAUCAGACAAACCCUACAACUGCCGCGUACACGGUUGCGACAAGUCCUACACUCACCCGUCAUCCCUGCGCAAGCACAUGAAGGUACACGGAGCAGCUGGGGACACAUCUCCACGGUACGACAGCGACGGUGACGAUUCUUCAUCAGCAGGCAGCGUCAGUGUCACAGCAGGCGCCGCGAGCCCUCCAGUCCCAGUACCGCCGCCCCCAAUACCACCAGCGCCGCAUCACCAACAUCACCCCACAAUCACAGAUAAACUAGAGAGCUUAAACGAUAAAUACCUUAACCCACAUGACCAAAAAACCUACGAGCGACCGCCACCACCACAACCUCACCUGACGAAUAUAGGUGGCAACGGUAUGAUGGAUAACAAGCUCGGAUUCACGGGACACUGGGGACAGUUCCAGCAGCCGACCCCACCAGUACCACACGGCGUGCCGGAGUGGUGGUGCCCCUCGCAAGAGUCCUACCACCACCACCAUUUGAUGCACCAUUCUGGGGCGGCCGCCGCAUACUGA